UUCUUCUGAAUUGCACGAGACGUCUUUCUCUCGCUCUCUCUCUCUCUGUCCCUUUCGUUUCUGCUCAGAGAUUGCUUUCUCUGCAAGCUCGUCUUCUAAGCAAAGCCCCCCUCAACAAGGCAACCCCAAGUGCUCUCUCAAACUUCUCUGAUUGCCUUCAAUGGCGUAUGUCGACCAGGCGUUCUCCAUUAGCGAUGACGACAUACUGGAGACGUCCUACAUCAUUCACAACCGGCCACCGGUGAAGGAGAUAGCCCUCGCACUCUCUCUUCUAGUCUUCGGCACCCUCGGCAUCUUCAUUGGUGUAUUCAUGGCCGUCCACCAGGUCGGCGGUGACACGGCCCACGGUGUCUUCUUUGCACUCCUAGGUUCCCUUCUUUUUCUUCCUGGAUUUUACUAUACAAGGAUUGCAUACUAUGCAUACAAGGGUUACAAGGGAUUCUCAUUCUCAAAUAUUCCUCCAGUAUGACGACGUAGAGCUUCUGCUAGAUUAUCCAAGUUGGCUUUGCUAACAUAGAACGGGUGAAUUACAAUGUGGAAGCAUGUACAGAACCUGGAAGUGUUGCUAAAGAGUCUUGUUCUUGGACCUUGUCUCUUUUGUAAAUGAUCUCUUAUACAGUAAUGGCAAGAAAUGGACAUUCUUUCCGUGCCUUGGUUUUAAACAACGCCCUCUCAUUUUUCAUUUUGCUUAGGAACUUUUCCUUCUGCCUACAAUUACUUCUUUGGCAUUCUGUUGUACUAGCCAUCGUCUCAAGUAAGCGUUUUUCAUCUUUUAUAGGUGGAAUUGGAUUGAAA
Molecule: messenger RNA, 795 nt
Organism: Nymphaea colorata (pocket water lily)
Lineage: Eukaryota; Viridiplantae; Streptophyta; Magnoliopsida; Nymphaeales; Nymphaeaceae
Exons: 2
Coding region: 161-469 (102 amino acids)
Cellular component (GO): endomembrane system
Source: RefSeq, a predicted model, not a curated record